This is a messenger RNA of Mesocricetus auratus (golden hamster), 1838 nucleotides long. RefSeq names its product acyl-CoA binding domain containing 7 (gene Acbd7). The record is from RefSeq and is a predicted model, not a curated record. Gene Ontology annotation, molecular function: fatty-acyl-CoA binding. Lineage: Eukaryota; Metazoa; Chordata; Mammalia; Rodentia; Cricetidae. Bases 309 to 578 code for a protein of 89 amino acids. Gene Ontology annotation, biological process: fatty acid metabolic process. The transcript has 4 exons.
CCUCUCUUAGGUUCCUGGAAACAACCUCUUGAGACAAAAAUAAAUAAAUAAAAAUGUAAAAAAUUGAAGUUUGAUUCAGGAGCAGAGAGCAAACCUCUCCAGGGAAAGGCAGACCAGACAGGGUCUCUGAGAGACUGGGAGGGUACAGCCCUCUCCCGGCUCCGCCCUCCAGCUCCCGUGACCAAUUAGAGUCGACAUAGCCAGAGAACGACCUAUAGGAGAGUCCGGAGGAGGAGCGCUUCUCUUUAAGAAAGUGGCCAAGCCCUAGGGACUGGGACCGGAGUCACAGGAUACCUUACUGUAUCACUAUGUCCCUGCAGGCUGAUUUUGACCAGGCCACACAAGACGUGAGGAAGCUGAAAAGCAGACCCCAAGAUGAAGAACUCAAAGAACUCUAUGGGCUCUACAAACAGUCCAUCAUCGGAGACAUCAACAUUGGUGCAUGUCCAGCAAUGUUAGAUUUGAAGGGCAAGGCCAAGUGGGAAGCAUGGAGCCUCCAAAAAGGAUUGUCGAAGGAAGAUGCCAUGAGUGCCUAUAUUUCUAAAGCAAGAGAGCUGAUUGAGAAAUAUGGAAUCUAGAUUUGACAGAGGAGACAGAUCUCCUGUGGAAGCCUUCAUAACAGCAUCAUAAUGUUUAGGGGGAAAUGCAUUGGUAGCUCUAUAAAUCAUGUAUAUUUUUCCUAUGAGUUAUAAUACUUAGGACUAUGUUAACAUAGUUACCUAAUUUUACUUGCUUGUGCAAGGUGGCUAUUAAAGGUUCCUUCUCAAAAAAUAACUUUGUAGUAUGCAUAUAAACUUUAACACGUUUCUUUUUGCAUUUAUGUGUGUGCAUGAGUGUUUAUACAUGUGUGUUACACAUGUGUAUCAUGCAUGUAGAAGCUAGAGGUUAACUUUGGGUGUUUUUCUAAGGUAUGCUAUUUACUUCCUGUGAGGCGGGUAUCUCCUUGGCUUGGAGCUCAACAAGUACGAUAAACUGACUAGCCUCAGAUAUCCUCUUAUCUCUGCCUCCCCAGCACUGGGAUUACAGAUGUAUCCCACCAUGCUUGGCAGUCUGGGGCUUGAACUCAGGUGUUAUGCUUAUGAGGCAAGCUCUUUCCUGACUGAGUCAUCUCCCCAGCCCCAGUAUUGGUUUGCUUGACUUAAUCUGUUCUUCUGUAAUGAGUUAGUGCUACCGGGCAAUAAGAAAAGUUUGUUCAGAAUUAAUAGCAGCCAGACUAUUCCCACUGCUUCAAGAAGUGGAGCCAGGAGGGUCAUGAGUUCAAGGGCAGCCUGGGCUACCUAGUGAGACCCUGUCUCAAAAAAAGAAAAGCCUAAAACUGAAAGAAAGUGUGAGAAGGUGGCGCAAACAGAACAGUUCCUUUACUGUACCAUGUAGCUUUGGGCCCCUAAGAAUGUGGGCACUGUGGAGGGAUGGGUAGAUUUGCCUCCUGACUUCCUAUGCCACACGAACAAGUUACCUAACCAGGCUGUGGUUUGACCACCCAUGGAAGGGCUCCAAGUUCCAACCAGUCACUGUCAGGGUAACAGGACUCCAAGAUAUCUGGGGUUGUAGGCACCCUGAGGUCUUCCUAUCACAAUGGACCGUCAUUGUUUAGUGUUGUAUUUUUUAUAAAACUGCAAUUACUCUUUCUUAUGAAAUAGGUCUAAUGUGUAUUUUGGAUUAAACUUUGAGCCACGGUGUGGUGUUGGAGAAACGAUGGUUUCCCUCUGUCAGUCACUCUUGGCCAUUAAAAUAGUGUAAGAGGCUGCAGGCAUAACCUCACCUGGAGGCACAUUGCUAAUGAAACUUUGUAUGAAUGUCAAUCAAAUUGGAGUCUAAUAAAAAGAUAGAGGACUUUA